This is a messenger RNA of Tachysurus vachellii, 1829 nucleotides long. RefSeq names its product coagulation factor XIII B chain-like. The transcript is spliced from 12 exons. The record is from RefSeq and is a predicted model, not a curated record. NCBI's taxonomy places the organism in Eukaryota, Metazoa, Chordata, Actinopteri, Siluriformes, Bagridae. The coding region runs from base 105 to 1595 and encodes 496 amino acids.
GAGGGUUGAAGGGUAAAUCAUUAACGCAACUUAAUUUUGCAGUCAUAUAUCCGUUAACCUGAAAGUUUUCUGCUGCGAUUUGAGGAAGAAGAGUAACAGAGAAGAUGAAGAUUUUCAUCCUGGUCUUUUCAGUUUGCUCAUGUCUGACUGUGAGGGGCAUAAAAUUAUGUCUUUCCCCAAGUGUGCCAAACGCCGAGCCUACAAAUGAUUUAAAGCUCUUCUAUAUUUCCGGAGAAACUGUUAGAUUUGAAUGCAACAGCGGCUAUGGGUUUGAAGGAACACGUUAUGCAGUUUGUGAUAAUGGAAAGUGGAGGCUACCAGUGUGUAAAAACGCAUCAUGUACCGCUCCACACGUGGCAAACGCCAAACCUGAAAAGAAGUUAGAAUCAUCCUAUGCAAGUGGACACACUGUUAGAUUUGUAUGUGACAGGAACUAUGAGUUUGAAGAAACAUCUUAUGCAGUUUGUGAUGAUGGAACAUGGUGGCUGCCAGUGUGCAAAGAGAAAACUUGGUGUAUUCCUCCUCACGUGCCAAACGCCCAGCCUACCCAGGAGUUAAAGGAAUCCUACCCUCCUGGUUCCACUCUGCGGUUUCAGUGCAACGUCGCCUACGAGUUCAAAGGAAUAAGUGACGUCGCAGUGUGCAAAGAUGGAAAAUGGAAUUUGCCGGAGUGCAAAAGAAAGCAUUACUCUUGUGAUCCCCCUCCUCGUGUUGACUACGGGAUGAUUAAACAACCUUACCAGGAUGCUUUCGAACACGGGCGGCGGCUCGAGUAUGUUUGUGCAAAAGGAUACGCGUCAAGCGGCGAUAAAUAUAGUACCUGCUCCUACGGCAAAUGGACCAAUACGAUUAAAUGCGAAAAAAUAACGUGUCCUAAACCACCACGAGUGCAACAUACAGAAGCUGAGGAGUUAAAAAACUCCUAUGACAUUGGAGAGACGAUUCGGUUUAGGUGCCGCCCCAGCUACGAGUUCGAAGGCAGUGAUAUUGCAGAGUGUGUAGACGGAUCCUGGAGUCUGCCAGUGUGUCGACCUCGACGUGUAUCGUGGUGUAACCAACCACGUGUCCAAAACGGCCAUCAUGCAGGCCGUUUAGCAUCGAGCUAUGCUACAGGAAGCUUGGUAAAGUUUGUAUGUGACGACGGCUAUGAGUUUGAAGGAACACAUUAUGCACAGUGUGAUAAGGGACAAUGGACGCUGCCUGUGUGUAAACAAGCAGUGACCGGCGGCCAUGCUGUUUCUGACAAAAAAGAUCCGUCUUUAUCCGGCCUUGAUUGUGGAACUCGACCCCUUAUUGAAAAUGGAGACAUCAUAGAGCAACAAGGUGGAAAUAAAUUACUUGUUCAGUGUAAGGUCUUAUAUAAAAGAGUGGGACCUGAACAGGUAACAUGUGAUUCUGGAGUGUGGACGCAGCUCCCAGUGUGUAAACCGCCAUGUAAACUGGACAGGACGCGCUUUAAUUCUCAAUAUCAUCCUGACGUAUAUCUGCAGGAGGGUGAAACGAAGACUUUUUACUGUACUAUAGGAUACUACAGUUGGUAUUCUAUAACCAUCCGGUGCACUAAUGGAGAAGCCGUCUAUAGUGAUUGUCACUAGAGCUGGCGAUCUGUAUCGACGGCUCGAUCGGACAAACCGACACCCGCAAAGCUGAAAAUAUGCUAAGAAGGAAAAGUCUUCCAGAGACUUAACUUAACUACAGUGAAACGACAAAAUAAGGAAAAUGUAAUAAAAAAUAAAUAAAUAACAUGGCUCAUCUGUGAAGAUGGUGGAUUGUUACAUGAAAAAAGAACAUCAGAUCUGCUAAAUCAAUAAAUCUUAUGUUUAGGGAUA